Molecule: messenger RNA, 1041 nt
Organism: Sinocyclocheilus grahami
Lineage: Eukaryota; Metazoa; Chordata; Actinopteri; Cypriniformes; Cyprinidae
Product: coiled-coil domain-containing protein 80-like
Exons: 5
Coding region: 2-694 (230 amino acids)
Biological process (GO): positive regulation of cell-substrate adhesion; extracellular matrix organization
Cellular component (GO): basement membrane
Source: RefSeq, a predicted model, not a curated record
CAUGGUCCUCACAGAUCUGGACAUGAAAGCCAAGCAAUAUUAUGAGGUGCCAAUUGCGAUGAAGGCUGUGUUUGAUUACAUCAACACGUUUUCAUCACGCAUCAGAGAGAUGGAACAACUGAAACGUGAUGGGGUGACGUGUAAAAAAGAAGACAAUCCAAGAUCAUUGGAGAACUUUCUUUCCAGGUUCCGCUGGAGACGCAGGUUGUUUGUCAUAUCUGCACCAAAUGAUGAGGAAUGGGCCUAUCAGCAACAGCUCUAUGCACUAAACAGCCAGGCGUGCAACCUGGGUCUUCGCCAUGUAUCAGUACUGAAGCUGGUGGGCACAGAGCUGAUAGACAUGGGAGGAGUGUUGGAUCUUUACCCCAUCAAUGGAAGUGCAACGGUGGAGCGCGAGGGCAUAUCUGCCACUCUAGUGAAGGACAUUAGAAACUAUUUCCAGAUCAGCCCCGAGUACUUCUCCAUGCUGCUGGUGGGAAAAGACGGAAAUGUCAAGUCCUGGUACCCAUCCCCCAUGUGGUCCAUGGCCAUCAUCUAUGACUUGAUCGACUCCAUGCAGCUCCGCAGACAGGAAAUGGCUAUCCAGCAGUCUCUAGGCAUGCGCUGCCCGGAGGAUGAGUAUGGUGGCUAUGGCUACCACCAUGGCUAUCAUGAGGGGUACCAGGAUGGUUAUCAUCAAGGUUAUGGUUAUUAGGGUUUACGCUUUCAUAAAACAGUGUCAGGGUAGGAGAUAACUAAAAACUUCCCUUUUAACUGGUUUUACAUUUAUCGUAUAAAGCUGUUCAUUUUUAAAGAUGCAUCUCCUCUGCUACACAUCUGUCGGUGUAUAUCGUUUCACAUCUAUGGACAAUCUUUUGUAGAUAAAGACGUUAACAAAACAUUUGUAUUUAUUGGAUGUCUUCUCUAGAAGAAGUGAUCGUUUUUAAAGGUCACAACCUGCUUUUUCUUGUUAAACUAUGUUUUGAUAUUGUUACUCUAUAUUUAAAGAGCACUGUCGCUGUAUGUCUUAUUUAUAAACGUAUUAAUUGUACUUUAAUUUCA